Pimephales promelas (fathead minnow) is the source of this 2554-nucleotide messenger RNA. RefSeq names its product transcription factor CP2-like 1 (gene tfcp2l1). Gene Ontology annotation, cellular component: nucleus. Lineage: Eukaryota; Metazoa; Chordata; Actinopteri; Cypriniformes; Leuciscidae. Gene Ontology annotation, biological process: regulation of transcription by RNA polymerase II. The record is from RefSeq and is a predicted model, not a curated record. Gene Ontology annotation, molecular function: DNA-binding transcription activator activity, RNA polymerase II-specific; RNA polymerase II cis-regulatory region sequence-specific DNA binding.
GAGUCACAGCCUGUGUGCCAAAACAACUCAGUAGUUAGCCGUUUGUUAUUAAACGAUCGCUUCAGAAAAGUCCAUGAGAGCGUCGGUGCGGGAGGUGACAGGAUGAAGGCAGAGUGACGGACUCUCAGGUCACCUGACGACCGUCACGCGGGGAUAAAAGCAAGUGGACAAGCGGCUUCGGAAAAAGCCUGUGUGGCCCUCACGGUCCCCUCGCCGGCCACCACCGUUUGACGACUCAUAUUUUUGGAGACCAACGUCGCCGAACUGUAGAGCAUGCUGUUUUGGCACAGCCAUCCUGAAACCUAUCAACAACACUCGCAAAAUAAUUAUAUAAGAGAUGCUCUUGCUCCAUUUCUCAAGCAUGAAGAGGAGCAUCAGUCCACUGAGAUCAGAGCGUCUCCUUUUCAUUAUGUACUUUGUGCAGCCACAUCUCCAGCGGUGAAACUCCAGGACGAAACACUCACAUAUUUAAAUCAAGGUCAGUCCUAUGAAAUCCGAAUGCUUAAUAGGAAACUAAUGGAGUAUACAGAUAUAAGCAGCAAAUAUGUAAAGAGCAUUGUGCGUGUUGUUUUCCAUGACCGGCGGCUGCAGUACACAGAGCAUCAACAGCUGGAAGGAUGGAGGUGGAAACGACCAGGAGACAGGAUCUUGGAUAUAGAUAUCCCGCUGUCAGUGGGCAUAAUGGAGCCUCGAGCCCACCCACUGCAGCUCAACACCAUAGAUUUCCUCUGGGAUCCUGGCAAAAAUGCCUCCGUGUUCAUUCAGGUAAACUGCAUUAGCACUGAGUUCACACCUAGAAAACAUGGUGGAGAGAAGGGCGUCCCUUUUCGCAUUCAGAUAGACACCUUUGCAGCCAGCGAGCAUGGAGAAUACACUGAACACAUGCGCUCCGCCAGCUGCCAGGUCAAAGUGUUCAAGCCGAAAGGCGCAGAUCGCAAACUCAAGACUGACAGAGAUAAGAUGGAGAAAAAGAGUCCUCAGGAUAGAGAAAAAUAUCAACCAUCCUAUAAAACAACAGUGCUGACUGAGUGCUCCCCUUGGCCUGAAGCUCCAUCCGUCAGCAGCAACACUUCAUCUCCAGGUUAUCUCAGUGCUCACACUUCCUACAGCUUCCCAGAGGAAAACUCCUCUCCAGACCUGCAGGGGGAGCUACUUUUGCCCAGCUGCUCUGAUCACCUGUUGCCAUCGUCCUCCAUGCAGGACACUCAGCAGUGGCUCCAUCGUAAUAGAUUCUCCUGUUUCUGCCGGCUCUUCUCUGGCUUCUCAGGUUCCGAUCUGCUAAAAAUGAGUAGAGAAGACUUCAUUCAGAUUUGUGGUCCUGCUGAUGGCAUCCGUCUGUUUAAUGCAAUCAAAGGAAGGUGUAUACAACCACGUCUCACUGUCUAUAUAUCCCAGCUGCAGAACAGGAACCAACCCCACACCAAAGCAGCGGGUGAUGAUGUGUACCAUGCCCUCUACCUAGAGGACCUAACUGUCUUUGAGCUCACUGAGAAGAUAGCCAAUCUAUAUAAUGUUCCCUCGCAGCAAAUCCAUCGUAUAUACAGACAGGGGCCGACGGGGAUCCAUGUCUUAGUUUCAGAUGAGAUGGUGCAGAACUUUACAGAGGAGACUAGCUUCAUUAUCAGCACUAUGAAAGAUGAAAGUAAUGAUGGCUACCAUGUUGUACUGAAGUGACCUGAGUAUGAGUACUGGAGCAUUGCAGGUGCCUUUAGCUUAUUUUCACAAUAUUGGACUGUUUCAUAUCACAUAGUGGAAUGUGAAAUUAAUAAAUAUGGAUGAUUUGAUUUUUUUAUGAUGUAGAUCCAGCUCCGUAUUUUAAAGAGAGAAUGUUGUGAAGGGUUUUGCUGUAAAUCAAAUCAAAUAUGAAUUAUUUUAUGUAUUAAGUCAAGUCAUGUUCAGUUUGUUGAUUUGUUUUAUAGUAAUUAUUUUUAUCAUGUUACAGUAGUAUUUUGGCAGUAUUCUCUAUUUUCUUUAGUUUUAUUAUUAGAUACCUAAUUGCAUAGACUUGAUUUGCUGUGCAAGAUGGCCUUACCCCCCAAAAAAACACGCACACACACACACACACAAUUUUAUAUAUUUAUUUCUAUAUUUAGAAACUUCCAAAACAUGUCCAUUUGAAUGUUUCUCAUUUGAUGAAGUUUGCAUCAUUGAUUCUGUCAUUUUCCUUUUUAUUACUGUGAAGCAGAAACAAUCUGUAUUGUAUAACUCGUAAACUCUUUUCUAUGACUUGGCCAUUUACAAUAUUAUAGAGAGAUAUUAGUGUUUAUAUUAAUGUUGGAAUUUAAAAGACCUCUCAGUCGUUACAUUGGUGCUUUUGUUCAGACUGAGACUGAGAUAAAGUCUUUGCUCAGGAUGUUUUAUUGCUUUGCUUUUUUAUCACAAUGCUUUUGAGGUUUGUAUGUUUGUAACUGAUUAAUGAUUGUGUAUUUCUCAAAGCUUUGUAUGAACUGUACGAUAGCACCUGUUUGUUGAACUUAUCUUGAUGGACCUUGCUGCUUGAUAAUCUUAAAAAAAAUAUUUUGCAGGAAAAAAUAAAUAACUUUUGUAUGGUAAA